Messenger RNA from Lodderomyces elongisporus, 615 nucleotides. RefSeq lists its product as uncharacterized. The record is from RefSeq and is a predicted model, not a curated record. Bases 1 to 615 code for a protein of 204 amino acids. The transcript has a single exon. NCBI's taxonomy places the organism in Eukaryota, Fungi, Ascomycota, Pichiomycetes, Serinales, Debaryomycetaceae.
AUGUUCAAACAAUCAAUUAAAUCUGUAUCUUCAAAGCAAAUACGCUUUUCAGCAGCUACAAGGUCCCUUCAUUGUACUAGGGUUGUUUUGGCAAAAGGAGACUCUUCCACAAUUGAUUCGUAUAGACUUCCAUCGCAAACAUCAAUCAAUGAAUGGGAGUUCAAAUACGAUUUCAUCCCCAAGACUACUCCAAAGGUGCCACCAGUUACCAAAGAGGCUGUGAAACAAGACAUUGCUCAAGAAAAGGCGAAAUCUAUUGAACGUGAGAUGUUUGCCAAGGAGAGUAACUCAUCGAUUAAAGUUGAAGCAAAUGAUGCACGCGUAGUCCACGGGGGUGAAGCUGUUGAUUCAGUGCAUGAAUUGAAUGAGGAUAGAGGUAAUGCUCAACCAAUUGACUCCAGUAUUGGCAAUCCAAAAGUUAAAGGUUCAAAGCCAAAGAAGGCUGCAAAUCAUGACAAGUAUGUUCAGUCUUCAAUUAAUCCAAACAUUAACAAUGCCGAUGUCGUUAACUUGGGUGGUCAGGCUAUUGACCACAAGACUGAAUCGGUGGAUAAGCAAACUCCCGUGGUUCACGAUAUCGAGCACGACAAUUUGCACCAUCAAGGAAGGAAAUGA